GUUUAACCUGAAAUGCCAUUUUUGUCAACCUCCUCUCUACUUGCUCUCUCUCUGUCUGAGUAAUUCUUUCUGCAAACAAAAAUUAAAGCUUUCUAUAGAAAUUGUUGAUGGAUUCAUCAGAUGAAGAGGGUGAGAUUGUUCCAGACCGUGUCACGGAUUACCACUUCAUCAGUGACAAAGAAGAACCCAUUUCAUUUACCGUUUUGCCACUCCAAUGGAGUGAGGAUGAGAGUCUGGAUGACGUUGACAGACCUGUUUACUUGAGAGGCGUUGCUGAUGAUGGGAUUCAGAAGGUUUACAAGAGGGUCAUAGCUUGGAGGUUUGAGUUGUCCUUUGUUCAACCAGAGAUUUCCGUGCUUUCCAAGGAUAACAAAUGGUUGACACUCCAAAAGCCAAGAAAGAGCUUCGAAAAUAUUAUCAGGACGACUUUGGUAACUAUUCACUUGCUUCAUUUUGUGAAGAAGAAUCCUGAUGCAUCUUGGAAAUCUAUAUGUGCCUACUUGUUCAAAGAGCUCAGCUCAUUUGAUGUCCAACAUUCAGAGGAGGAUCUGUUGAAUCAUUUGCCAUUAAUCAGGGUAGCCAUUGAGAGGGAUAAAGAUUUAGAAAAAUCCAAGUAUCUCUUUGCUUAUAUGGAGAAGCCAACAACAAACAAAGCUUUCAAGGAGGAAAUGCAAACAAUGCAGAAACUGGAGUUUAUGAAUGAUGAUGAUUAUGGAGAUGGUGGUAAUGGAAAAAAUGAUAAUAAUGGGGAUAAUGAGCUGUACGAUCAUGUUUGUGCAAUUUGUGAUAAUGGUGGUGAAAUUCUGUGUUGUGAAGGAAGAUGCAUGAGAUCCUUUCAUGCAGCUAAAGAAGAUGGCUUUGAUACUCGUUGUGAAUCUCUUGGAUUUUUGAAGGAUCAAGUUAAAGCACUUCCUUCAUUUAUGUGCCAAAACUGUAAGCACAAGCAACAUCAAUGUUUCGUUUGUGGCAAGUUGGGCUCUUCAGAUAAAUCCCGUGGCGCAGAGGUCUUCCCUUGUGCUUGUGCAACAUGUGGCCAUUUCUAUCAUCCAGACUGUGUUGCAAAGCUGCUCCACCCAGCUAAUGUAUAUCGAGCUGAAGAGCUCCAGAAUAAAAUUGCUGCAGGGGAAUCAUUUACCUGUCCUGCCCAUAAAUGCUUUGUUUGUGAGAAAGGUGAAAAUAAGGAGGAGCAUGAAAAUCAAUUUGCAGUAUGUCGACGUUGUCCAAAGGCGUAUCACAGAAAAUGUUUGCCCAGGAGUGUUUCUUUUGAAUGUAGCAACGAUCAGAUCUUGCAAAGGGCUUGGGAUGGUCUACUUCCAAAUCGGAUCCUGAUGUACUGCAUGGAUCAUGAGAUUAUUAGAGAACUUGGGACUCCAGCUAGAGACCACUUAAAGUUUCCGACGAAGAAGGUACAGGAUUCUGCACUGCUAGCAAGCAGAGGGAAGGGUGUUGCAUCAAUGAAAAGGAAUGCUUCUGAAAUUUUGAGCACACAAGGAAGAAUAGUAAAGUUGCAGAAGCGCAUUGAGAAGGUGGGGGGUGGUAGUAUAAAUCUUGGUGGCUCCACCAAAAAUAUUCAAAAAAGAUGUGGACCAGAUUUUGAUUCUUUAAGAAAGACAACUGCAAUUCAUGCAGUUAAAAUUCCUCCAAAAGUGAAUAUUAGAUCUUCCUCUUAUUGUUCAAAGGCAUAUCCGCAUAAGUCCAUCUCCAUGCAGCAGAAAAUAGCUAGUGCCAUUGGAAGGAAAUCUGAGGAAGAGACUAUAGUUAAAAUGGCAAACAGUUCACAGUCUUCAGUUGAUCCUGAAAUGGAAAGCCGAAUCAUAAAACUUAUGGAAGAUGCAGCUUCUUCGAUCAGUUAUGAAGAAAUUAUUAAAAGUAAGAAAGGACCAACCGAAUAUGUGUAUUGUGAUAAUUCACUGGAAAAAUCCAUUACAAUGGGAAAAGUGGAGGGUUCUGUUGAGGCUAUUCGAACAGCUUUGUCAAAGCUAGAUGCAGGUGGCAGUAUUGAGGAUGCAAAAGCUGUUUGUGAAGCAGACAUUCUGUCCCAGAUUUUUAAAUGGAAGAGAAAACUUAAUGUAUAUCUUGCACCUUUUCUUCAUGGCAUGCGCUAUACAUCGUUUGGUCGUCAUUUCACAAAAGUAGACAAGCUUAAGAAGGUUGUCGACAGGCUCCACUGGUACAUGCAAGAUGGAGAUACCCUAGUUGACUUCUGCUGCGGUUCCAAUGAUUUCAGUUGUCUGAUGAAAGAAAAGCUUGAAAUAACAGGGAAGCAUUGUACAUUCAAAAAUUAUGAUAUUUUUGCACCCAAGAAUGAUUUUAAUUUUGAGAAGAGAGACUGGAUGACUGUCAACCAGGAAGAAUUACCUAAUGGUUCUCGGCUGAUCAUGGGAUUGAAUCCUCCUUUUGGAGUAAAAGCAUCUCUUGCUAACAAGUUCAUUAAAAAAGCCCAGGAGUUUAGACCAAAGCUCCUUAUUUUAAUUGUUCCAAAAGAAACCAAACGACUUGAUGAAAAAGAUGGAUACAAUUUGAUUUGGGAGGACAAAGAAAUACUCUCAGGCAAGUCAUUCUAUCUGCCUGGAUCUGUUGACAUACAUAACAAGCAACUAGAGGAUUGGAACUUGAAGGCACCACCAUUAUAUCUUUGGAGUCGUUGUGACUGGAGUAUUAGGCAUAAGGCAAUAGCAAAAGAACAAGGCCACGUAUGGAACGACCAAAGAGAACUGCAUGAAAAGGGUAACAACAUCAAAAACUAUGUUAUGAAGGAAAAUCAUACUAGUUAUAGUGACUACCCCAGUUUGUAUGCAUCUGAUGAAAUCAACCUCACGCUUGAUGAUGUACCAGAAGAUAAGAAUGAAGCUGAAGCUGAAGGAGCCGAGAGAAGGGACCAGACUGAGGGGGUGAAACAAGGAAAGUGGGAUGGUUCGACACCUUGUAAUACUGAUGGUUUUCCUGUUGACAUUGAAUGUUCUACUCCAACUGAUUCACCCGUCCAUUCUGCAAGACAACAUGAAGACGUUGAAACAUCAAAAAUGGAAGUCAUAGAAGAGGGACAUCAAGACGUACAAAAAAGCCGUUCAGGGCAUGCAUCGCAGAUUAAAUUGGACCAAGGAACUCAGACUGGUAAUCCUACUUGCAUAGACAGUAGGCCUAAUUUCUCAUCAUCCAACAAUCUUAAUCAUAGCUGGCCACACAAUUUCACCUAUCAGUCUCAUGGUCGCGCCACUGGUACCAUCUACAAUUUCAACCAAACAUCCCAUAAAGAAAGAAUGAAGGAGAUUAUUCAUGGAUUGCCAUUGAAUCACAAUCUUUCAUACCAACCUCACUUUGCACCAAAUAUGGGUUAUGGAUUUCAGCACUUCUGUUCCUCUCCACCGGAGCCUCUUCCUCCUCGUGUAGAUUAUUAUCAGACCUCCAUGGUGGGUGGAAGUGGCUACUCAGCUUCAAUUCUUCAAUCUUUUAAUCACUCUGAUCCUGAGCCUCUUCCUCCUGGUGUAGAUUAUUCAGACCCCCAUGGUGGGUGAAAGUGGCAGCUCAGCUUCCGUCCUUCAAUCUUUCAAUUACUCUGAUCCUGAGCCUCUUCCUUCCGGUGUAGAUUAUUAUCAGACCCCCAUGGUGGGUGGAAGUGGCAGCUCAGCUUCAAUUCUCUGAUCUUUCAAUCACUCUGAUCCUGGAAACCCUGCUUCUCAACCUAAAAGCUACAUUAGCUGACCAAAUUUGACCAUGCUGACUUACCCAGAUGUUCUUAUAAUUUGAAUAUAAUAUCUAGGAGCAGUCUUUAGCUUGUACUGCCACAACAACUGCCGGAAACAAUAUCAUUGUUAAUUCCUUUGCAACCUAUAUAACCUCUGAAAAGGACCACAUUAUAUAUAGUACACAUUCCAUGUCAAGUUCUACCAUCUGAUCUUUAUUUGGUCUUGGUUUUUGAAGUAAUUUUUUUUUUUUUUUUUUUUUUUUGGGUGGGGUUAUUGUAUACGAAUUCUGAGGAGUAGUUUAUUGCUUGUUAGAUCCGACCCCUACUGUACAUAUGACCGUUACCCAUCUGUGCAA
Ziziphus jujuba (common jujube) is the source of this 4041-nucleotide messenger RNA. Its product is annotated as protein ENHANCED DOWNY MILDEW 2. The record is from RefSeq and is a predicted model, not a curated record. Bases 108 to 3515 code for a protein of 1135 amino acids. Lineage: Eukaryota; Viridiplantae; Streptophyta; Magnoliopsida; Rosales; Rhamnaceae. The transcript has 19 exons.